UCAAAAUAAUGACGUCAGCUGUAAGGUUGGACUCGAAUGUUAGAACGUUGUUUUGCUACAUAAGUGCCGUCAGUUUCUAUUUGUUUUUACGAAAAUCGUAGGCUAAUAAUAUUCAUAUCCUUUCAUUCAUCGGUCAUAGUUUUUAUAUUUUGGCGUAAAGUAGGCUUAUUUGCUAGAAGAAUCAGCAAAAAUGAAAUGGAUGUUUAAAGAGGACCAUUCCUUGGAGCACCGAUGUUUGGAGUCUGCAAAAAUCCGCAACAAAUAUCCUGACAGGGUUCCGGUGAUUGUGGAGAAGGUGUCCGGCUCACAGAUCGUGGACAUCGACAAGCGAAAGUACCUGGUUCCUUCGGACAUCACGGUGGCCCAGUUCAUGUGGAUCAUCAGGAAGAGGAUCCAGCUGCCCUCGGAGAAGGCCAUCUUCCUGUUCGUCGACAAGACCGUCCCGCAGUCCAGCCUAACGAUGGGACAGCUGUACGAGAAGGAGAAGGACGAGGACGGCUUUUUGUACGUGGCCUACAGCGGGGAGAACACGUUCGGCUUUUAGACCCUCGUAGCAGUGAUCGCCACCUCCCCCUCGACCGUUAUGCCACAUCGCCCCUCUUCCCAGCCCUCUCAGACAAGCUUGAUUGUACUGUCGACAAACUGUCGUUUGGAUGAAAAGCAGAACAAGAAGAGAAGAAUGAUUCCCGUAUUAAUCAUAUUAUGGAUGCAUCUGUAUCUCUGGUACUCUUAAUAUUGCAUUGAAGCUGUAUACAUUGUUAGAUUGUUAAAUUAUGUUUAGUGAAGAACACGAAAAAAUGGAGUGCCAUUUUAUGUACACUUGGGUCAUUGGAGGGUUUUCUGUAUUGGAAGUGCUUGAUAUUUUCAUUUCAUUUUGUUCUACUGUUGUUUGGAGUUUUGUUUUCCUUUGAGAUUAUAUUUUAAAGAAUUGAAAUUAAUAUUGAAGGUAAGGUAGCUGGAUGACCUAACCAAUAAAGAAUACAUUUAAAA
Messenger RNA from Conger conger (European conger), 990 nucleotides. Its product is annotated as gamma-aminobutyric acid receptor-associated protein-like 2. The transcript has 4 exons. The coding region runs from base 191 to 544 and encodes 117 amino acids. NCBI's taxonomy places the organism in Eukaryota, Metazoa, Chordata, Actinopteri, Anguilliformes, Congridae. Gene Ontology annotation, biological process: cellular response to nitrogen starvation; autophagy of mitochondrion; autophagosome assembly. Gene Ontology annotation, molecular function: ubiquitin protein ligase binding. Gene Ontology annotation, cellular component: cytosol; autophagosome membrane; autophagosome. The record is from RefSeq and is a predicted model, not a curated record.